CAACAAUUUUUUAUUAUAUAUAAAUGAUAUAUCUAAUUAAAAGUCAACUGGAACAUCAUUGAUUACAUUAUAAUAUACAUAAAUAUCAUUAUUAUUAUCAUUAUUAUUGAUUAUUAUCAUUAUUAAUAAUCAAUAAACAAUUAUGAAUGAAGAAAAUUCUAUUAAAAAUAUCAAUAUUAAUCAUAAAUCAAUAACCGAACAUGUUAAUAAUAAUCAUUUAUUAUCAAAUGAAUUAUCAUUAGAAUUAUUACAUCAUCUUAUAAAUUAUUAUAUAAAACAAAAUUAUUCUAAAAAUAAUAUUGAUUUUAUUCAAUUUAUUAUAUCUAAUUGGAAUAUAUUCAAUGAACAAUAUAAAUUAAUUAUUAUAAAAACUUUAUUAAAUUAUAUUAAAUUAUCUACAUCAAAUGAUAAUUUAUCAAUGAUAUAUGAUCAAUUAAUGAAUCAUAAUUCAAUAAAUAUCAAUAUUAUUAAUAAUGAUCAAGAUUGGUCUAAUCUAUGUACAUUGAAUCAUUAUGAAUAUAAUUAUAAUGAUAAUAAAGAUGUUUAUCAUAUAACUACUAAUAAUGAACCUAUUCAUAAUAAUAAUAAUAAUAAUAAUAAUUCAGUAUUGAAUAUAGAAUCACAAUCAAUUGAAGGGAAUAUGAAUUGUAUAAUGAGAAAUUUACAAGUUAAUAAUCAUAAUCAUAAUAAUAAUAAUAGUUCAUGUUUAUUCCCAUCGAAACCACCAUAUUCUUAUAUUGCAUUAAUUGCUAUGGCAAUAAAAUAUGCACCAGGACAAAAAAUCACUUUAAAUGGAAUUUAUCGAUUUAUCAUGGAACAUUUUCCAUAUUAUCGUGAUAAUCGUCAAGGUUGGCAAAAUUCCAUAAGACAUAAUCUUAGUUUAAAUGAUUGUUUUAUUAAAUUACCACGUGAUAAAAGUCGACCAGGAAAAGGCAAUUAUUGGACAUUGUCUACGAAUGCCGAUGAAAUGUUUGAACAUGGAAAUUAUCGACGCCGAAAACGACGUACAAAAUCUUCCACAUUCAUUACACCAUCCUCUUCGUCAUCAUCAUCAUCAUCACCACCACUCUUAUCAUCAUCAACAGGGUCAAAUUUGGCAACGUCAGUAUAUACGGCAACAACAUCAGACAAUGCAUCAUUAUCAUCGAUAUCGAAACUAGCAAAAUUUAUGAAAUUAUCUAAUGAAUCUCAAAUACCAACAGAAUCCGAUAUUUAUUCGUCUACUUCGUCGUUUUCUUCCUCUUCUCCUUCAUCUUCUUGUUCCAUAUCAUCAUUCACUUCCGCAUCUGUCUCUGCUACCUCCUCCUCCGCUUCUUCUUCUUCUUCUUCUUCUAUUUCAUUUUCAUCAUCAAGAGAAUCUUAUUCAUCAAGAAUUAUAAAUGAUCCAAGUAUACAACAUUCAUCAUUGUCUCAAUGUUUCUAUACACCACAGAUGUAUAAAUCAUCGUCAUCAUCAGUCAAUAUAAUAGACGAUUGUAUAUAUUCUAAACAUCGUUAUUAUUUAGAUAAUCCUUCAACAAAUCCAUUUUUACAUAAUAAAUUCAAUAUAAAUGAUCAACAUUCAACAUUAUGGCCUACUCAUCAUAAUAAUAUACAUGAUUGUGAACAUCAACAAUUAACAAUGCAGAACAAUAAUAAUAAUAAUAAUAAUACUCCAUUAAAUAUGGAUUUAUAUACAACUAAUUUCAAUGAUAAUCAUAUAAUGAAUCAAAAUAAAUUAUUAUCCAAUAGAAAUCAAUUCGUCACUGAAUAUUAUUCAUCGACGACAACAACGUCAUCAUCAUCAUCAUCAUCGUCGUCGUCGUCGUCAUCAUCAUCAACAUUAUCAUCACUAUUCAACAACUGUUUACAUUCAUCUACAUCUAAUAAUAAUAAUAAUAAUGCUAGUAAUAGUAAUGGUAAUAAUAAUCAUAAUAAUCUCAUCAAUUGUCUGCCAAAUUUUUCCAUUCAAUCAAUAAUUGGCAGUAAUACUGUAGAUAAACAAAGUAUACAGUUAAAUGUUCAAUAAUGAAAAGAAAAAUCAUUCAAAACUCGAACAUACAAAUACUACUAUUAAUACUACUGAUAAUAAUACUUUAAAUGUUACUAUUGUUCUUUAUUCUUUUCUUUCUACCAUUGUUAUUGUUAAUUAACCUAGUUGUUUUAAUGUUUUAAUAUGGAAUAUAAUAACGCCUUUUGUAUUCCUUGUUUAUAUUUCAUUCUGCUUACCUAUAUAUGUAUGUAUGUAGGUAGGUAGAUAUUCAACCUGUGAUCUAUUAAUGGUUUGUUCUUUAACAAAAAGAAAGAAAAGAUUGAGCAUCUUUCUUUCUUCUUUCUUCUCACUUCUUUUUUUUGUUUCUUGACAAUAUUACUUGCAAAAUUACAAAAUAAUUUGAGAAAACGUUGUAAAUCUAAGAUAAUACAUCAUUUAUACCUA
Schistosoma haematobium is the source of this 2416-nucleotide messenger RNA. RefSeq lists its product as uncharacterized. NCBI's taxonomy places the organism in Eukaryota, Metazoa, Platyhelminthes, Trematoda, Strigeidida, Schistosomatidae. The transcript is spliced from 3 exons. The record is from RefSeq and is a predicted model, not a curated record. Gene Ontology annotation, biological process: regulation of transcription by RNA polymerase II; cell differentiation; anatomical structure morphogenesis. The coding region runs from base 143 to 2008 and encodes 621 amino acids. Gene Ontology annotation, molecular function: DNA-binding transcription factor activity, RNA polymerase II-specific; RNA polymerase II cis-regulatory region sequence-specific DNA binding.